AUGGAUAAGGGCACCAACAUUUAUAAAACUGAGCGGCUGCUGCUUAAGUCACACUGUCAAGGCUGUCCAGGGAGUAUGUUUCAGGUGGAUGAGAACUACACGCGUGUAUCAGAGUUUGUUAUCGUGGGCUUCCCAAGUCUCCAACCGGAAUAUUUUGACCUAGUGGGGUGGUUUUUCUUCUUCCUUUAUGUGACCACAGUGGUGGGCAACCUUCUGCUGGUGGUGUUGUUUUCUUUGGAGCACAGUCUCCAGAAGCCCAUGUACAUCAUCAUGGUCAGCCUGGCCCUCGCAGACAUUGGCUUUACUACAGUGGUUUUACCCAAACUAAUCGCUCGCUACUGGUGGAAUAAUGGUAGUCUUGGCUUUCAUACGUGCCUCUUCCAAAGGCACAUGAUCCACUAUUUUGGCUCCUUGAACUCACUAAUUUUACUGAUGAUGGCCCUGGACCGAUAUCUGGCCAUCUGUUUUCCCUUUAGAUACCCGAUGUGGAUAACAAACCAAACCAUGACAGGCCUCACGCUCUUCUGCUGGGUGGUGGCACACAUCUUUACUGUCAUCAGCACCAUCAACUUUACCAUGAUACCGUUUUGUGGGCCCAACAAAAUCAAACAGGCAUUCUGCGACACCUUGUCUCUUACAGCUCUAGUGUGUGGGGACCCCAGCCAACUAAUCAGUGCCGCCUAUGUUUCAGCGAUGUUUAUUCUUUAUGUUCCUUUAGCUUUCAUCAUCUUUUCCUACAUUUGCAUCAUCAUCUCAGUAUUGCACAUGGCUAGUGGACAGGGCAGAAUGAAGACAUUCUCUACCUGUGCCACCCAUAGCUGUAUCAUUUCUAUCUACUACCUACCACGUUUCUUUGUCUACUCUACACCUUUCUUUCCUAACCUGAAGAUGACCCCUGACAAGGGUAUAGCAACCACCCUCUUCUACAGUCUUUUCCCUCCACUGGUCAACCCGUUCAUCUACUGUCUGAGAACCAAGGAGAUCAAGCGAAUAUUAACAGACUGGGUCUGGAGAUGUAAGAGCAUUAUGCCUUCAAAGCAUGGCCAAAUUGCAGCUGUCACCAAUUCACACUGA
Molecule: messenger RNA, 1074 nt
Organism: Perca fluviatilis (European perch)
Lineage: Eukaryota; Metazoa; Chordata; Actinopteri; Perciformes; Percidae
Product: olfactory receptor 2A12-like
Exons: 5
Coding region: 1-1074 (357 amino acids)
Biological process (GO): G protein-coupled receptor signaling pathway
Cellular component (GO): membrane
Molecular function (GO): G protein-coupled receptor activity; olfactory receptor activity
Source: RefSeq, a predicted model, not a curated record